AUGGCGCAAGAAGAUGAUCAGAGCAAGUGGAAAAUCAAGAAGGAGCUUACGGCAUUAGAUGUCGUAAAUCAUUUCGUCUAUUUAGACAUGAAGGACGUGGAGGAACAUAUAUUGAGGCUUUGGAACAAAGACAAGAUCAUAAGAGUAAGAACAGAUUCCACAAAGAUCAUGGUUAAGGAUGUUGACACCAACACCCAACACGCACUUCAUUUUCACAUUUACGAUUACAAGCCAGAGGCUAAUGCCACGCUAGAAGGCGAAUGGGGUUGGGAUUUUGUUACGCGCAGAGGGCUUGGUGCUGGUGACCAGAUUGGGAUUUAUUACGGAAAAACUGGUGAAUCUGAAUUCUGUUUUAGCGUCUUGAAAAAGGUAGGGUUCUUGGAAUAUAAGUAG
Molecule: messenger RNA, 393 nt
Organism: Prunus avium (sweet cherry)
Lineage: Eukaryota; Viridiplantae; Streptophyta; Magnoliopsida; Rosales; Rosaceae
Product: B3 domain-containing protein At5g26805-like
Source: RefSeq, a predicted model, not a curated record